This is a messenger RNA of Hylaeus volcanicus, 712 nucleotides long. RefSeq names its product protein cornichon (gene cni). Lineage: Eukaryota; Metazoa; Arthropoda; Insecta; Hymenoptera; Colletidae. Gene Ontology annotation, cellular component: endoplasmic reticulum membrane; COPII-coated ER to Golgi transport vesicle. The record is from RefSeq and is a predicted model, not a curated record. The coding region runs from base 110 to 550 and encodes 146 amino acids. Gene Ontology annotation, biological process: endoplasmic reticulum to Golgi vesicle-mediated transport. The transcript has 4 exons.
CAUUAUAAACAGCUUGGUCAUAUAUUAACUCAUAUAAAGGAUGAGACGUUUGAUUCGUACAUGAAUCUAUAUAUUCACACAACCGUUAAAGUAUUCAGUGACGUCGUGUAUGAUAACAAUGGCGUUCAACUUCGCCGCUUUUUCAUACGGUGUGGCUUUAAUUGUAGAUGCUUUCUUAAUAUUCUUUGUAAUAUUUCAUGUCAUAGCAUUCGAUGAAUUAAAGACUGGGUAUAAAAAUCCAAUCGAACAGUGUAAUAGCUUAAAUCCGCUAGUCAUUCCAGAGUAUAGUUUGCACAUUUUGAUUAAUGUGUUAUUUCUGAUAAGUGGACAAUGGUUUACAUUGCUUCUUAAUAUCCCGUUAAUAGCGUAUCAUUUAUGGCAGUACAGUCAUAGACCUGUCAUGUCUAAACCAGGUCUUUAUGAUCCCACUAGUAUAAUGAAUGCUCAGGUUUUGACAUCUCAUGAAAGGGAAGGAUGGAUUAAACUUGCGUUUUACCUCUUAUCGUUUUUCUAUUAUUUGUACUGCAUGAUCAGUUCAUUGAUCCAAUGAACAAAACUAUUUUUCUACUGCAUUUGUAAGGACAAUUUGCCAUUGGGUCUUUAGUACGUUAUAGUUCACAGAUCCGAUGUUUUCAUCCAACCAUGAAAAACAAGAUUGACCAGUUUGUUAAAAUAUUACAGUUUUAUAAAAUAAAACUCUGCUCAAAAACUA